Molecule: messenger RNA, 837 nt
Organism: Bolinopsis microptera
Lineage: Eukaryota; Metazoa; Ctenophora; Tentaculata; Lobata; Bolinopsidae
Exons: 4
Coding region: 93-488 (131 amino acids)
Source: RefSeq, a predicted model, not a curated record
CUGCUGAUAAGGUAAAGUGUUGGACACUAAACAUGACGUAGCACACUUUUAAUAGCCAAACUACAUAGUUUGCGGACCUUUCGUGUUGAGGUAUGACCCAGUCUAAUGAGGAGGAGGAGUUCAAGGUCAUCAAUGAUCAGCUAGCUUACCUCACUGAGGAGAUCGCAUAUCUAAAAGGGGAGGACAUAGCACUGAUAAAGAGGCUUAUCCAGCUUCACAUAAUGACAUCUCGACAAAAAAGAGAAGACGCCAGGAUCGCGGUACUAAUUGAAGAAGAAGAAGAGGACGAGGCGGACGGAGACGAUAGUGUGGAUAAUAUGAGAACAAGCUUCUCAAGUGACCCUGGCUUGUACAAGUAUGAGGAACCCAACGUGGAUGAUGUGGAACGCGAGGCACAAGUGAUGACCUCCACGCUGGUUAACAUCAUUACCAGAUCAGGCCCUCAUCCAGUUACUGUCAGGAAAACUCCUAAACAAACUACCCUUUAGUCCCUGGUACUAGAUACUGUGGUAUCAGAGUUCCACUGUCAACCAAAAUCGAAUAGAAUGUUUAAAAUGGUGAUAUUUUACUCAAGUUGGGUAUUAUCUCCUUCAUUAUAAUUAAUGGAAAAGUCGAAGAGCAUGGUGAAUAGAUAAAAUGGAAAUGAAAUGGCAGGUACUGGUGCAGUGAUUAUGAUCAGAUUCAAAGGAGCAGAAAACUUUAAAGUGAUGAAUACCCUCCAUUAAAUCGGCCUGUACCAAUCUCACUUAAUUGAUCGGUCUUUCUCUAUUCUGUAUUCCAAAGAGCACUGGUUUAUACAUUAUUAGGUAGGUACAAAUUCGUUUUCCCAAAUGAAAA